Schistosoma rodhaini is the source of this 955-nucleotide messenger RNA. The record is from the annotation of a GenBank genome assembly. NCBI's taxonomy places the organism in Eukaryota, Metazoa, Platyhelminthes, Trematoda, Strigeidida, Schistosomatidae.
AAACAUCACUGCUUUUUUUAAAUAGAGCGCGUUUCAGUUUUCUUUCUUAGCUGAUAUAUCACUUUCGUCGUGUUCACAUGUUGCUUUGCCAGAUGGAAAUGAAUAAAAAGGAAUAGUUCUAUUAUGUUACUAAGAUAAGUUGACGUUAUCUAACUACGACUUGCAGUUUGGUCCAUUUCUUGGCUUGCACCAACGGUAGGUCAGCCUUUGUUUCGGCGCUCACUCCGAACUGCACCUUUUGAAUCUCGGUGGGGGUAUGGCUGCUAUACGUAAGAAACUGGUUAUUGUCGGAGAUGGAGCUUGUGGAAAGACGUGUCUGCUCAUCGUCUUCAGCAAAGAUCAGUUUCCAGAAGUGUACGUGCCAACUGUCUUUGAAAACUAUGUCGCUGAUAUUGAAGUUGAUGGGAAGCAAGUAGAGUUGGCGCUUUGGGAUACCGCGGGUCAAGAAGACUACGAUAGACUUCGACCUUUGUCAUAUCCCGACACUGAUGUCAUAUUAAUGUGUUUUUCAAUAGACAGCACUGAUAGUCUCGAUAAUAUCACUGAGAAAUGGUAUCCUGAAGUAAAACACUUCUGUCCAAAUGUUCCGAUCAUCCUUGUGGGUAACAAACAAGAUCUGCGUAAUGAUGAGCGGGCACAUCAUGAAUUAGCCAAAGUUCGUCAGGAAUUAGUCAAAUCCGAAGAAGGUCGCCUUGUAUGUGAUCGUAUUAAUGCUUAUGGAUAUUUAGAGUGUUCUGCUAAAACAAAGGAAGGUGUUCGUAAAGUUUUUGAGACAGCUACACGUGCUGCUUUAAAUACUAAACGUAAAAGAAAGAAAGGCUGUGAACUUGUUUAAGAAAAAAGAGGGGAUUUAUUUUUGAAUUUUCAUUGUUGAGUGAUGAUAGAAUACUAUUGGGUUUGUUGAGUUGAUGUAAUGUACUUCCAUGUAUCAUUUAUAUAUAUAUAUAUAUAUAUA